ACUCUCUCUCUAAAACACACUUCUUCUUUCUCUCUCUAGAAACCAAAAAAAUGGAUCUGAGAACCGCCGUUGCUUUUGCAUUCAUCUGCGCCAUUGUCGCCGCCGUCGGAGCUCAAUCUCCGGCUGCAGCACCUACAAAUGCACCGCCAUCGACUGUUCAAACACCUGCUGCUACACCAGUGAGUUCACCUCCUCCGGCGAAGGCUCCUGUGGCAGCUCCGCCAACGGUUGCCGUUCCUGCUCCUGAAGUGUCUACUCCUCCGGCGGUUACACCUGUGAGUUCACCUCCUGCUGCGGUACCGGUGAGUUCUCCUCCUCCAGUGAUUGAAUCUCCACCGGCUCCUGUACCAGUCAGUUCUCCAACACCAGUGACUGCUCCAACUCCAGAAGCUUCAUCUCCGGCUCCGGCUCCAAGCAAGAAGAAGACAAAGAAGCACAAUGCACCAUCGCCGGCACCUUCCUCCGAUUCACUUGCUCCGAGUGACGCUCCUGGACCGAGUACCGAUUCUCCGUCCUCGAGUCCGUCGGCCGAUGUCGCCGAUGAGAGUGGAGCAGACAGGUUAAAGAUGGUGGUGGGAAGCUUGGUAUUGGGAUUGGUUGCUUGCAGCUGGUUCUAGAUUUUAUUUUAUUUUACAUUUUAAAUUUAUUUGAUUUAAUUUUUUAUAUCAUUUGUAUUUUUAUAUUCUUGUACUUUAUUAUAUAAAUGAGUUCACUACAUUUUUAUUUCAAUCA
Messenger RNA from Cynara cardunculus var. scolymus (artichoke), 732 nucleotides. RefSeq names its product classical arabinogalactan protein 9-like. Gene Ontology annotation, cellular component: plasma membrane. The coding region runs from base 51 to 617 and encodes 188 amino acids. The record is from RefSeq and is a predicted model, not a curated record. The transcript has 2 exons. Lineage: Eukaryota; Viridiplantae; Streptophyta; Magnoliopsida; Asterales; Asteraceae.